Mytilus californianus (California mussel) is the source of this 1806-nucleotide messenger RNA. RefSeq lists its product as uncharacterized. Gene Ontology annotation, biological process: protein O-linked glycosylation via mannose. NCBI's taxonomy places the organism in Eukaryota, Metazoa, Mollusca, Bivalvia, Mytilida, Mytilidae. The record is from RefSeq and is a predicted model, not a curated record. Gene Ontology annotation, cellular component: endoplasmic reticulum. Gene Ontology annotation, molecular function: protein O-acetylglucosaminyltransferase activity. The transcript has 2 exons. Bases 363 to 1712 code for a protein of 449 amino acids.
CAUGAAGUGUGUGUAAACAAACGAGAUAUCAAAAGAUUUUGCACUUUUGAGGUUAUCUUUUCUUUAAGCACAACAGUUUAUUUUAGGACUUUUGUAACCUGGAAAAAUUUAUAUAUUUGUAUAUAUAGGAAUAAUUGCCCGUUAAUAUAUUCUACAAUGGUAUGAUAACAUGUACACCAACAAAAGGGUGCUGAACAGUGGACAGUCAAAAAAGUCAUUCCUGAAAUAUCAGUCAGUUUAGAAAUAGCAAACUGCAGAGUAUAUUUACAUUUAUGUAUUUAAAAGUACUUUUAACUUUUAAUUGUUGCAAUGAUUCAAACAAUCUUACACAAGGUGCCAUACAUGUAGGUUGUUGUUAACGAAUGUGUCAAAUGAAGGAACGAUGUGUGGCAAUUAUGAACAGAAGUAAAUCAUUGUUUUUAGGAAGAAAGAUAAUCUUAUGUAUCACAUUAUCAGCGUUAAUCAUUUCAUUUGAAAUCUUUUUUCAUCAAUCGAUCGGAACUAAUAUCCGUAAACCUGACAAAAUAAGCAAUUAUAACAUUGCCCAAAAAGGACUGAACUCUGUGUUUUUGUCUUUAGUAGAAUCGUCUUCUGGCUGGCUGUAUGUUGAUUGUGAAUUUGAGGUUAAAAAUGCUCCUUUUAUUUGGGAGAAAUAUAUUCAAAGUUGGUUUAAUAUAACAUAUCAUCUAUCUAUUUCACAUAAAAAUCACUCACUAGGCACUUUGAAACUUGACCCUGAGAAUACACAAAGUCUUUAUAAAAAUCAGAGAAAAGGUUAUCAGGUACUUGGUGAAAUUAUCGAGCGCAAUGAUCUGAAUCGACUGAGACGUUGGAAUGGACUAAGUGAAAAUGAAAUAUAUAGCGGAAGAAAAGCAACGUUUUAUGAUGUAAUUGUGUUCUCUAAUGGAUGGAUUAUACAUAAAACAAAACAGCUUGCCGUUAGAAAUGGGGGAUGUUUGUCUGAAAACAAAUUACUGAUGCACAAUGCGACAGUGACGAGAUAUAAACGCGUUGUGUCUAUUGCAGUAUUCUGGGGUGAAGGAGCAUGGCAUUUUCCUAUGGAAGCUCUAGUUGGAUUAGCAUAUAUUACUGAGACAGAAAAAUGGAGCAGUUUUAUACAUGUGACUCAGAAAAAUAAAUUGGUGCUGCAAUGGUUAAAAUUAGUUGGGAUAAAUGAAAAACGUGUAAUACAUGGUACAAUAUUAGCUGAUUAUUUAAUUGUUCCUGAAAUCGGGAAAUGUGGUAGUCCCUCUCAGGAUCACAUCCAAUGGCUGUAUACAAAAAUAAAUAUUAGUGUUCCAUUCAAAAGAAACACUAUUUUAUUAAUUAAAAGAAAUAAAAGUCGUGUCAUGCCACAUUUCGCUAAAAUUCAAAGAUUCGUUGAAAAAUUUGCAAAAGAAGCAAACAUAAACUUUUUUCUCCAUGAUGAUAAUUUUUUACCAUCUUUACAUGAUCAGUUACAACGUUUUGCAAAUGCUUCGAUUGUGAUUGGUCCACAUGGUGGAGGCAUGGUAAAUCUGAUUGCAUCACCUAAAGGAGCAUGUGUUAUAGAGUUUUCACCAAUGGAGGCAAAUGUAUGUUACAUGCGUUUGAGUUAUUUAUUAGGGUUAACAUAUGUUUCCAUUCCUUUGUAUGGAAACAACACAGUAAAAGAAAACAAAAUAAAGGAUGCAUUGAAUUAUUGUCAAAGAAAAACUAAUACAAAUUUUUAAAUUUACUGAAAUAUAAACUCAAAAAGAGAGUUACAUGACUUGUGAUUUUUUUUUUUCGUUGAUGUUUUUAAGGAAUAAACUCAUACAUUUUGCA